Cladocopium goreaui is the source of this 182-nucleotide messenger RNA. NCBI's taxonomy places the organism in Eukaryota, Dinophyceae, Suessiales, Symbiodiniaceae. The record is from the annotation of a GenBank genome assembly.
GUCAUGACAAAAUUCAACAGCUCCUGGUCGGGUUUCGUGAUCAGCUUCUCCUUCCCGCUGUUCUUUUGGAUCGUCUGGAAUUGUGGCAAUAUUCUGAAAACGCUGUGGGAGCAGGAGAACAGGCAGAUGCAGGAGAACAUCGAAGAGAAGUUGGCCCUGGCACUUCAAGAUUUGGCAAGGAG